UCGCGAAUCAAUCUAAACGGUCCAGAGCUUCGGAGGACUGUCGAAAAUUAACAGGGAUUCGCACUUUUGAGUGAUUAUCAAACGUAUGCAUAAGAGCAGAAAAUGCAGUAGUGGAAACCGUGCGCAAUUUUGUGCUUAGUUUUCUGGUAUCUAAUGAGAAGAAAGAUGAGCCCGGGUUACUGAUUGGAGUUGACAAGCCCGCUCCACAACUAUAUCCACUCUUCCACCCCCUCUCUCCCAAACCAGGAAAUCGAAGAGGUGUUCUCGCCCCUUGAUAAACUCAUACCCCUUUGUGGGGCGAUAGAUGAGUCGUACAUCGAUAACGUAGAUUUUAAUUUUGUUUUUUUUCUUUGUUACUGUGGGCUUAAAUCUGAAGCCGACAACUCAACGACGGGAAGGAUCUGCACUCUCACCGAACAAUGAGUGAGUCGAGUAUUUGCCAGGCACGUGCCACGGUGAUGGUCUAUGAUGAUGCCAAUAAGAAGUGGCUCCCGGCAGGCACGGGGCCUCAGUGCUUCAGCAGGGUGCAGAUCUACCACAACCCCAGCAACAACGCCUUCAGAGUGGUGGGCCGCAAGAUGCAAACCGAUCAACAGGUGGUGAUAAAUUGUCCAAUCGUGAGAGGGCUAAAGUACAACCAGGCCACACCCAAUUUUCACCAGUGGCGAGAUGCGCGGCAGGUUUGGGGACUGAACUUUGGCAGUAAAGAAGACGCAGCUUUGUUUGCUAAUGGCAUGAUGCAUGCUCUGGAUGUCCUCAACUCCAUGCCUGACACAGGGUACUCCUCCCUCACCCGGCCAGUGUCAAAUGGACCAUCGCCAGAGGAGCUGGAACAGCAGAGAAGAUUAGAGCAGCAGAGAAUUGAACAACAAGAGAGAGAGAGACAAGAAAGAGAAAGACAGGAGCGAGAGAGACUGGAGAGAGAGCGACAGGCUGCUGCUGCUGUUCCCCCUGCUCCACUUUUGGCCCCUGGAGGCCCUCCAGCUCCCCCUGGGCCCCCACCUCCCCCUGGACCUCCUCCACCCCCGGGACCCCCUCCACUGGGUGGUCCUCCUUCGUCGGGUGGUCCUCCUCCUGCGCCUCCACUGCCUGCCUCAGGAGGAGGAGGAGGAGGAGGUGGAGGAGGAGGAGGUCUUGCUGCUGCUCUGGCGGGAGCCAAACUUCGCAAAGUGCCUAAGGAGGACAGUGGCACUGCCAAGCCAGAUGCCAGUCGCAGCAGUGGUUCCUUGCCAGCUGGAGGAGGGGAUCUGAUGGGUGAAAUGAGUGCCAUACUUGCACGACGGAGAAAAGCUGCAGAUAAAGGAGAGAAGGUGCCCGCAAAGGCAGAGGAGCCCAGUAAUGAUGACUCAGACACCGCAGGCCAAAGUGACACAAUAAGGAGACCAUGGGAGAAGUCAGCAACCAUUCCCAGGAAUAACUCAGUGCCCAGGAGCAUGGAUUCCCUCUCCCCCUCUCCCUCUCUCAGGAUGAAGCAAGGGGGUCUCUCAAACGAGACAGAGAGUGGAGAGGAGUCAGAGAUGGAGAGAAUUAAACAGGAGCUGCUGGAGGAGGUGAGAAAAGAGCUGCAGAAAGUCAAAGACGAAAUCAUUGGAGCAUUUAUCCAGGAGUUACAGAAGAGAGGAUCCACAUAGUCUCACAGCAAUGGAUGAGAAGGGAUGUCCUUCCUUUUCUGAGUAGCGCAGGGAUUUCCCCAUCUUGUGUACACACACAAACACAUACACAUACAUGCACAUGCACACAUUCUCGCCAAGUAUCCAGGGACAUUUACCCACAAUCCCUCAACCCAUAAUGAGGUUCAGUCAUAUCCAGCUGAUCUGCUGCCAUUUCUUUCUUCUCUUUUCUUCUCAUCUGUCUCGUCAUACUCGUCUUUUAGCCUCACAUCAUCGGAAUCAAGCACAUAUCCCUUCUUCUCCUGACCCCAGCUGCAUUAAGCUGUUAACGAUUUUGUCAUAAGCACCAGUUCUUGCUGAAAUUUGACCAUAUUCAGGGAAUACAGCAUAUCAUUCAUCCCAAUUACUGUAACGGCAUCAUGCUAGCAUGCGCGGCUUUGUGAAGACCCAGGAGCAUGACAGGGCACGGCUGCAGGCUAUGCCACUGCCCACAGAGGGACACAGCAGCUGGGGAUGCAGCCAGAUGUGGAUUACAUCUUAUCAGUCAGACU
Molecule: messenger RNA, 2161 nt
Organism: Chanos chanos (milkfish)
Lineage: Eukaryota; Metazoa; Chordata; Actinopteri; Gonorynchiformes; Chanidae
Gene: vaspb
Product: vasodilator stimulated phosphoprotein b
Exons: 14
Coding region: 420-1631 (403 amino acids)
Biological process (GO): axon guidance; actin cytoskeleton organization; positive regulation of actin filament polymerization
Molecular function (GO): SH3 domain binding; profilin binding
Source: RefSeq, a predicted model, not a curated record